Seriola dumerili (greater amberjack) is the source of this 1494-nucleotide messenger RNA. It is a transcript of the gene ccn2b, whose product is annotated as connective tissue growth factor-like. The record is from RefSeq and is a predicted model, not a curated record. NCBI's taxonomy places the organism in Eukaryota, Metazoa, Chordata, Actinopteri, Carangiformes, Carangidae. Gene Ontology annotation, biological process: signal transduction; cell adhesion. The transcript has 5 exons. Gene Ontology annotation, cellular component: extracellular region; extracellular matrix. Bases 8 to 1060 code for a protein of 350 amino acids. Gene Ontology annotation, molecular function: integrin binding; heparin binding.
CAGAAACAUGUCUGUGGAAACUUCAGCCACACUUUCUCUUCUCCUGCUUCUUAUCUCAUUGACAGUGGCCCAGGACUGCUCCCAGCCCUGCGCCUGCCCUGCAGACCCCCCCCUCUGCCCAGUGGGGACCAGCCUGGUCCUGGAUGGCUGUGGCUGCUGUAAGGUGUGCGCCAGGCAGCUGGGGGAGCCCUGCUCCCUGCUGGAGCCCUGCGACCAUCACAAGGAGCUCUACUGUGACUACGCUCUGCUGAGUGACACUGAGACUGGCAUCUGCAUGGCUCAGGAGGGUCAGACCUGCGACCUGGGGGGAGUGAUCUACCGCAGUGGGGAGUCCUUCCAGCCGAGCUGUAAGCACCACUGUGUGUGUAUGAAUGGAGAGAUUGGCUGUGUGCCAAUGUGUGCCAGCGACGUCCGGCUGCCCUCCCCUGACUGCCCGUACCCUCGCCGUAUCCAGAUCCCAGGGAAAUGCUGUGAGGAGUGGGUGUGUGAGCAGACGCCUCGGGACCACCUCUAUCAGUCAUUGGUUGCCAGUCAGUUCUCAGUCUUCAGACAAGUGUCCCCCCAUGGCCCGGUCGAAGAGAGUCCCAGAGAUAACUGUGUAGUCCAGACGACAGAGUGGAGCGAGUGCUCGGCCACCUGUGGCAUGGCCGUCUCAUCCCGUAUCACCAAUGAUAACCAGCGCUGCCAGCUGGAGAGGCAGACCAGGAUCUGCAUGGUCCGACCCUGCGACAGCCAACAGGAAAUAGAAAUCAAGAGAGGGAAGAAAUGCAACCGGACACCAAAGGCCACGAGAGGGAUGCGCUUCGAGUUGUCAGGCUGUUUGAGCACCAGGCUGUACAAACCAAAGUUCUGCGGCAUCUGUACAGACAACCGCUGCUGCACGCCUCAUGCCACAAUCACAACCGAGGUGGAGUUCCAUUGUCCUGAGGGAGACGUCUUCACAAAGAAGAUGAUGUUCAUCAAGACCUGCUCCUGCCAUCAUGACUGUCCUCAAGAUAACGACAUCUUCCUGGCGUCCAACACUCGAAGGAUGGUCGGGGACUAUGAUAGCAAUAUGUGACGGGAGGGUCGUGCGCACACAAUCAACCCCACCCUCUACCUUUACAACUACAUACCUAACCUUCCGUGUAAUCUAGCUUUAAAGUAAAGGGUCACUAAUUCAUUUCUUCUUCUCAGAGACAACAUUUUCUUGCUGAACUGCUGGUUUGUUGUGAGGAAGUUGAAAAGAUGAUCAGGCCAAUAAUGAUCCAUUGAUAGGCGAUUCAACUUGAAGACAGACCUUUAAAAUGAACCCCAAUGUAGCUUGUUUGUUUAGUUAGUAGAUGCAGCUCUUUUGUCCCCACACCUCCUGACCAGUCUUCCAGUAAUGUGCAAUGGGGUGGACAGACACAUUGACAAAGAAAUGUAUGGAAACAUAUCAGAGCUUACUGUUUGUUUUUUUCUCUGCAUCAAAAGACAAACUCACCAGAGGGCGGCUGCUACUGAUGCCCCUUG